Molecule: messenger RNA, 831 nt
Organism: Gloeophyllum trabeum ATCC 11539
Lineage: Eukaryota; Fungi; Basidiomycota; Agaricomycetes; Gloeophyllales; Gloeophyllaceae
Product: Mob1/phocein
Exons: 9
Coding region: 80-733 (217 amino acids)
Biological process (GO): signal transduction; positive regulation of protein phosphorylation; cell division
Cellular component (GO): nucleus; cytoplasm
Molecular function (GO): protein kinase activator activity
Source: RefSeq, a predicted model, not a curated record
UCACCUUGUACUGUGUACUGCAGCUUCAGACUUCAGUCUUCAACUUGAUACCCCUCUCAUCCUACAUACCACCCCGAGCAUGUCUUCAUUCUUUGGCCUCGGGAAGACGCGGACGUUCAAGCCCAGGAAGGACGUGCCCGAGGGCACCAAGCAGUACCAGCUGCGCAAGUAUGCUGAGGCGACGCUGGGAUCGGGCAAUCUGAGGCUGGCGGUGCAGCUGCCGGAGGGGGAGGACGAGAAUGAGUGGUUAGCUGUCCACGCGGUGGACUUCUUCAACCACCUGAACAUGCUCUACGGGACCGUCACCGAGUUCUGUACCCCUCAGGAGUGCCCGAUCAUGUCCGCCGGCCCACGCUACGAAUACCUGUGGGAAGACGGCGUGAAGUACCGCCGGCCGACCAAGCUGCCCGCGCCCGAGUACGUCGACGCGCUCAUGAACUGGGCGCAGGGCAUCCUGGACGACGAGGCGAUCUUCCCCAACAAGAUCGGCGUGCCGUUCCCGCGGGGCUUCCGCGACACGGUGCGCACGAUCAUCCGGCGGCUGUUCCGCGUGUACGCGCACCUGUACAGCAACCACUUCGACCACAUAUGCGCGCUGGGCAUCGAGGCGCAUCUGAACACCAGCUACCGGCAUUUCUUCCUGUUCGUGCACGAGUUCGACCUGAUCGACAAGAAAGAGCUCGCGCCCCUGGACGAGCUGAACGACGCCAUCCUCGCCGAGGACAAGCGGUGACCUCCUCAUCACCCCGUGUUAUCACCAUCAUACACGUAUUGUACAUACCUACGCAUGCAUGCUUUCAAUGUCCGUCGCUCCCAAGUUCGGGAUGCAUA